CGUGGUUUCGGGAGUCCUUGGAAUCGAACGUGUUGAGAUCAGCGUCGCAGUGGAAUCACGUUGGCCGUCUGCAGCCACGUGUCAUCCUGAUAGGUUACCAGUUCACCACCUGCACGCGGCCCACAGAUCCCUUCACCUCCUCCCAGGAACAAUGACGCGGCAGUGUGACACAGCUCUGAGUUGGCUCAAGGGAAGGACUGCUGGGAUCUUCUGCUGUCAUUUGUUGCUUGUUGUCAGCUGCACUUCCUUAUAUUUAAGAUAUUUAGAGAGGCUCGUCCCUGCUGACAACCUGCCGCUGGCCAGGGACGCAGAACUGAAACGGAGCAUCAAUUUAGACGACACGCUGGACUUUACGGCCAGAGAAUGGGUUGAGACACGCACAUCUUGGAACGCGCCGAUCAUCUGGGAGAGAAUGUUUGACCCCGAUCUUUACGACCGGAAGCACAUCCAGAACCAGUCGGCAGUGGCCCUCACUGUGUUCGCUGUGGGAAGGUACUUUGCCUACCUGAAGACGUUCCUUACCUCCGCAGAACGUCAUUUUAUGUUGGGUUUAAAAGUGACCUAUUACGUGUUCACGGAUCAACCAGAGAAGAUACCCCCAGUGAACCUUGGUCCUCUGCGAAGCCUGAAGGUUGUCCUGGUGAAGAAGUACUCCACCUGGCACGACGUCUCUAUGAUGCGCAUGAAAACGAUCUCAGAUACCAUAGAAUCAGAGAUUCGUCACCACUGCAAUUAUGUCUUCUGCUUUCAUGUGGAUCAGCAGUUUAAGGGCAGAUUUGGCUCAGAGGCUCUGGGGGACUCUGUGGCCUUGCUUCAUGCUGGCUUUUUCAAAACUCCAAAGGAAGGUUGCACCUAUGACCGAAACCCCAAAUCCACAGCCUUUAUGAGAAACGGAGAUUACUACUACAAUGCCGCUGUCUUUGGAGGCCUGUGGGAAAAUGUGCAGAAUUUGGCAGACUGCUGCUUUCUAGAUGUCAUGAAGGACAAACUGAAUGAUGUAGAGGCUCAGUGGCAUGAUGAGAGUCAUCUCAACAAGUACUUUUGGCUUCAUAAACCAAGCAGGCUGCUCUCCCCCAAGUACUGGUAGGACCAGAGAAGGGAUACAACAAGGACACACGCACGUUGCCCGCCUAAUAUGGACAAUAUGACCCACUUUGUACUUGUAGAGUGGCUAGAAGAAGCACAAAUUGCAGUAACUGGGGCAAAAUGUGAGAAGUUUACUAUAAUUGUUUUGGUAUUGGAUUCUAUUUUUGGAAAAAAUGGGAAUCUUUCUUUCUACCUCUUCUGGAAAUCCAACUCUGUUGUCUUUGUCUUAAAUGUCUUAUAAGGAUUAUGUGCGUGCUUUAAUAUUUUAAAGCACAAUAAAUGAUUUUAUAAAAAGAGGCAUGUCAUUCAAGCAUACCACUCCCAAACAUACCACUAUUUUAGCUUUAAAUCUUAAUCUUUUCCAGACAACCUUUAGAAGAGCUGAUAACUAUGUAGAAACAUGAGAUGAUUUAUAUCCCACAGAAUCCAGGACCUUGUUGCUCGGGGAACUGCUCAUCAGUGAAUCUAUCAUUGGUGCUGGUUAAACUGUUGUCAAAAAAUCAAAGAAUAUUUUUCUGAUCUCAAUAUAGCCCUACAAUAAGAUAUUUUCAAAUGUCAACUACGAAUUGA
Messenger RNA from Etheostoma cragini (Arkansas darter), 1656 nucleotides. Its product is annotated as N-acetyllactosaminide alpha-1,3-galactosyltransferase-like. NCBI's taxonomy places the organism in Eukaryota, Metazoa, Chordata, Actinopteri, Perciformes, Percidae. Gene Ontology annotation, molecular function: hexosyltransferase activity. Bases 152 to 1087 code for a protein of 311 amino acids. Gene Ontology annotation, cellular component: Golgi apparatus; vesicle; membrane. The transcript is spliced from 6 exons. Gene Ontology annotation, biological process: carbohydrate metabolic process. The record is from RefSeq and is a predicted model, not a curated record.